AUGGCUCCAGCAGUAACAAGUAACACUGCAGCCGAUCGAAGUUACAAAUCGAAAUUUGAUCAGAGAGAUGGCACAAGCAGUUUAAGUCGAAGACCUGAUAGCAUCUGUGGUAGUCGGUCGAAUCAAUCACGAGUUAUUAGCUCCAGAGAAAAGAUUCAAGUAUCUAAGCCCACAUUAACUGCGUCCUCGAUCAAGUCAUCAGACAUUAAAUCGCAUACGAAAAUACAGUCUACGAGCGACUUCCCAUUGCCGUCCACGAGAUUAAACAAACACAAGCAAGCUGUAGUUUUUAAUCUGGGGAAGAGGAAGCACAAAACCAUAUUUUCUAGUUCCUAUGACUCUGGGUUGAUUCCCUGUCGCAUUAAUCACGGCAGUAUUCGCAAUUCCUUGCUUUGGACAACGGAUCCGAAAACGCUGUCAUACGACCCGCUACUUAUCACAUGCAUCAAAGGGUUCCUGGAAACCGAGCAUCCGUUUGUAUUUCUUUCGCGAGCCGCAUUUUGUGACCUGAUGGUACUGGAAAAUGCUUAUAAUAAGACAGUUCCGAUUCUCGCACAAGUCAUUGUGCCGUUGCGAGAAGCCUUGAUGGCCAAAGAUGAUGACACGUUUCUUAUGGCGUUAAAAGCAACUCGUCUUCUUUCAAAUCUAGUGAAGAGUGAGAUGAAUAUGCACCUUUCCAAGCUAACGCAGCAGAUUCAUCGCAAACUUUUGGCAAAUAAUUUUCGAGCUGAAGUGGGUGAAACCCUUGCUGUUCUCGAAAGCAAUGGCGGGAAAGAGGCACUCGCUAUCAUUUGUUCAAAGAUCCCAACGUACACUUCAAUCCGCUAA
Molecule: messenger RNA, 828 nt
Organism: Plasmopara halstedii
Lineage: Eukaryota; Oomycota; Peronosporomycetes; Peronosporales; Peronosporaceae
Exons: 3
Coding region: 1-828 (275 amino acids)
Source: RefSeq, a predicted model, not a curated record